AGCGCGGCGGAGCUCCGGCUGUGCUGUGAUCCCGCUGUGGGUGCAGUUGUCCGCGCGUGUGGGGUCCUCACCCCUUGGAAAUAAGCCGGUCUCCGCCCUCAGACCAGUCAGCUGGUGGGAGGCGGUAGCGGCGUGCUACGGGCGUAAGGCCGGUCCCGGGUCCCUGCCCGGGGCAGGCGGCCCGGCGGACGGGGCCGUCCGGGCAUAGAUAGCCCCGGGCUGCCCGUGCCGGAUGCGCCUUUGUUGGAGGAGGGGGGACUGCGGAGCGCGGCGGAGCCCGGGGGCGAGCGAUGGCGCCGAGGGCGCGAGGAGUGGAAGCGCCCCAUGCGGAGCGCCCUGACCUGGUACCUCUGCGCUAAUGCCCUCCCCAAGCAGGGCCGGCGCUCGGGGUCGGCGGAGCCGGACUACGAGUUCCAGGUCCGCGGCAGCUGCGCCGUCGCCUGCCGCCCUGGAGCCCGCGGAGUUGGAGUUGGGAACGGGCGAUGGCCACCACGUGCGGCACAGGAGCGACCGGGAGAUGCCCGAAGUGUGAGCAUAGCGAUAUAUCACCUCAGAAAGAACAGACAUGGAAAUAGAUCCUUGAAUAUUUUUGAUGAGAGAUUACAUCCACCCACACAAGAAAAGGUUCCAGAGGAAUAUUUUAAGCAUGAUCCUGAACACAAAUGGAUUUAUAGAUUUGUUCGUACUCUUUUUAGUGCUACAUGGCUGAGAGUUGAAUGUGCAAUAAUAAGUUUGUUCUCUCACUGUCCUUGUCAUGCGGGAUGCGACAUCUGGCACCCAACGUGGGGCUCGAGAGGGAAGGAUGACUACGCGUCGAAGCUAAAGGAGAAAUAACGGUGAAAGGGCCCGGGAGGUGUCGCGAUAACUACCGGACAAGGAGGCCCAGAAGAACGUUCUAUGUGGGUACCUGGUCGGUGUGUCAAACCUCACCAUGAAUAACAGCUCACCGAAAAUCGACCUGACCGGCAGCCAAAAGAAGAGAAACAACCAGCGGAGAAGAUAGAUGGCUGAGACCAUUUGUGGGAUCAGAUGUCUACACCAAACUCCAGCUCCUCCCUGGAGAGGAAACAUUCUCCAUGGCUGCGGAAGGACUCUCUGCUUUAAAUCCCAUUAAUUGGAUAAAGACUUUGGUUGAAAGGUUUGCGGGUGCAAUGGCAAUUCUGUUUAUUAUUCUCUGUUUGUUUUGUUUAGUCCUCAAAUGUGGACAAAAAACCCUCUGAAGGGCAUUGAAUGAAAAAUCCACUAAGUCUGUGUUUCUCAUACUGCAAAAAACAGAAAGGGGGAGAUGUUACCAUGCAACUGUCCAGCCGUUUGUCUCUCCGCGCUUACCCCUAAACUGACCCUUUGCAGGACACUGCUCAUAACCUUGCGUCUCCCUGUUUGGCCCCAAAAGAUGGCUGGUUAGCCAAUGAUGGGUAAGAUUCCUCGAGGCAGGAACAACCUAAGACAGGCACAGUCGUGUGGGAGCCAUCAGGAGAAAUCUCGGGGCUGAUGGAAGUGGGUAAAAGUCCUCACCUGCCCCCAAAGAGACUGGAGGUCUACCUCUGUAGCUACAUUCCUUCCCGCAACCUGCUUGGGAAGUGACCUGAUGAUGUGAUAGUACCUGUCCUCAGCAUAAUAAUCUUAUUUCCCUGGGUUGUAUGCGUAUUGGUAUAUGAAGGCAGAGCAUUUGUCUGAUCUCCGUGGGCGGACUUUCGGUAAUAGCAGCUUGCAGGCAUGGGUAAUCUGGCAUGAGCAAGUUCUCAGGAAUGAGACUCACAGACUGUGGAGACAACAGUGCUACUUCCGGGUAUGUGGAGAAAUAAAAGCUGUGUGUUGGCCAGAUUCGGGGCUUUCAGUCCUGUGAAGCUGGAGACCUUUGGCCACAGUCUCAUUUAACUCUUGGCUGCUGUUUCUUUUUUCUCUUCUCUUCUCUUCUCUUCUUCUCUUCU
Molecule: messenger RNA, 1931 nt
Organism: Hipposideros armiger (great roundleaf bat)
Lineage: Eukaryota; Metazoa; Chordata; Mammalia; Chiroptera; Hipposideridae
Product: cyclin-Y-like protein 1
Exons: 6
Coding region: 325-834 (169 amino acids)
Source: RefSeq, a predicted model, not a curated record